CGAUCAUAAAAAAAAAUACCGGUAUAUAAAAAAGUAAAAAAAAGAAGGUGAAAAUAUUUUGUUCAAUAAAAUUUGAAAUGAAAAAGAAAAAGACUUUCUGAAUGCAGACCGACUAUUCGCUGGGCACUUAUUUAUCAACACUGUCGCAGCGAGAUUCUUCUUUGUGAUGCUUCAAUCUUAAGACUAAAGUAUUGAACAAGCCAUAUCUGGACGUUUGAGAUUUCUAUGAAGAUCUAACCAAUGUUUAUUAUACAAGACUGCAGUCCCGAGAUUGAGUAUCUGAACAUAGCCACUGAAACCCAGGGCAGCCUUUUUAAUGUAACUGCUAUCGCCCAGUCAGCCACAGUUCUAACAAGAGACCACAACGUCUCGGUCCCUUCCAGCCCACGGGCAAUUAGAUAUGACAUCAGCGUGGCUGUAGUAGCAGCUUUGGACUUUAUCCUCAACUGCAUUCUUCUUCAAGUCCUCUGCCUGUGCGGUGUGGUGGGGAACGCCCUGAACAUCGUCAUCCUUUCACGCCACGGCUGCAGAAAGCCGACCAACAUACUGCUGACCUCGCUCUCCGUCUCCGACCUUCUCUUCUCCGUGACGCAGUCGUUAAGCCGAGCGUGGAGCAUCGUGGCGAGGUUUGACCUCAACUCUGCGCUGACCCUGAACUCAAUGUACGUCGUGUACGUGCGCUCCUGGAACGAGGCAGCUCUCACGAUCAGCAUCUACCAGGUCACUAUGAUCGCUCUAGUCCGUCUUCUGGCUGUGUGCUGCCCACUUCAUGUCCAUCGCAUUGUCACGCCUCUGCGAGUAAAAUUCUUAACCUGCGCGAUCUACAUCAUUCUGGUCGUGUUGCAUUCUCCUAUUCAGUUUAUGUACGAGAUCCGAUGGGUGCCUGUGAUCGGAAACGCCACAGUGGCAGAUUACCAGCCAAGCCAUUUCUAUGUCUCUCACACAGAUGGCGUUAAUUUCUACAUCGCUGCCAUCCUGAGCAAUGCAAGGUCGUCAGUCCCUCUAACCACUGUCUCUGUCUGCUCAAUUAUAAUUAUCCUUCGGCUGUCUAUUUCCAACAAACUCCUUGACAAGCAGUCCGACUCAAUUAAAAAAAAAGCCAGGUCAAUCAAGUCUGUCAAAAUGCUGCUAACAAUCUGCUUCAUCCUGAUGUUUCUGGUUCUAGUGCCCACCACUACAUUUGAGGCCUACAUCAGCUUCGGUCCUGACAAAGCCCAACUUUCUUGCAGGCUGAAGAUCGUGGUCCUCUACCUCAGCAAUAUACUGUUCCAGUUCAGUUGCUCGGUCAACUUUGUAGUGUAUGUUACAAUGAACUCAAAGUUUGCAAAGACUUACAAACAGUUGUUCUGUUCUAACCAAAAACCAUCGCCACAGAAAAGGAAAUCGUUUGAAAAAUAGAUCUAGUUCUUAUCAUAAUAUGUGUAGGAAUAUGUCUUUUGAAAUGUGUAAGAAUGGCUGCCUGGUCCUUUGGUUUGCGCGCUGACUGUCGUUCGGACGUCUCGAUGGUCCCGGGUUCAUACCAUGAUCGCUGCCCUCACCCGUCGUCCU
Molecule: messenger RNA, 1548 nt
Organism: Biomphalaria glabrata
Lineage: Eukaryota; Metazoa; Mollusca; Gastropoda; Planorbidae
Product: neuropeptides capa receptor-like
Exons: 2
Coding region: 241-1398 (385 amino acids)
Biological process (GO): G protein-coupled receptor signaling pathway
Cellular component (GO): plasma membrane
Molecular function (GO): G protein-coupled receptor activity
Source: RefSeq, a predicted model, not a curated record